AAUAACGGAAACAAACACUCUUGUGUUCGUGAAAUAUGAUGUAAAAGAGAGGAAGAAAACAAAGGAGUGGAAGCUGGUAGUUGAGAAAGGGAUGGCGAAGAAGGCGGUUUUGAUCGGAAUCAACUACCCAGGAACGAAGGCGGAGCUGAGAGGGUGCGUAAACGACGUGUGGAGGAUGCAGCGGUGUCUGGUGGAGCGAUACGGGUUCUCGGAAAACGACAUAACCGUUUUGAUCGACACGGACAAGGCGUAUAGGGAGCCAACGGGGAAGAACAUUCGGUCAGCGUUGACAAGGCUGAUAGGGACGGCGAGAGGAGGGGACGUUCUGUUCGUGCAUUACAGCGGACACGGCACUCGCCUCCCUGCGGAAACGGGAGAGGAGGAUGACACUGGAUAUGAUGAAUGCAUUGUUCCUUCCGAUAUGAACCUCAUCACUGAUGAUGAUUUCAGGGAAUUUGUAGAAGGGGUGCCUAGAGAUUGCAAGCUCACAAUAGUAUCAGACUCUUGCCAUAGUGGUGGCCUAAUUGACGGGGCUAAGGAGCAGAUAGGAAAUAGUACAAAAGGAGAAGGGCACCAUUCUGGUUCUGGGUUUGGAUUGUCCAGUUUUCUUCGUCGUACUGUGGAAGAUGCCAUCGAGUCUCGUGGAAUUCAUAUCCCUUCAGUAUUGCGCCAUCAUGGACACAAGAAUGACGUUGAAGCUGAUGAUAGGGACAUUGAACUUCCACAUGAGCACUAUGGCUAUGUAAAGAAUAGAUCAUUGCCACUUUCUACCAUCAUAGACAUACUGAAGCAGAAAACUGGGAAAAAUGAUAUAGACAUCGGGAAACUGAGACUUACACUUUAUGAUAUUUUUGGGGAAGAUGCUAGCCCUAAAGUAAAGAAGUUCAUGAAGGUUAUCUUGAAUAAACUCCAACAUGGAGAUGGUGGAAGUGAAAAACAUGGUGGAAUAUUGGGGUUGGUGGGUAGUCUUGCUCAAGAGUUUCUCAAGCAAAAGCUUGAUGCAAACGAUUAUGGGUAUGCAAAACCUGCCAUGGAGACAAAGGUAGAAAAUAAAUAUGAGGCAUAUGCUGGUUCAACCACACACCGCCUGCCAGAAGGUGGAAUUCUGAUGAGCGGUUGUCAGACGGAUCAAACUUCUGCAGACGCAAGUCCUUCAGGUAAUGCUGCCAGUGCCUAUGGAGCUUUUAGCAAUGCGAUACAGGCUAUAAUUAAGGAGAGUGAUGGUGCAGUCACAAAUCAAGAGCUUGUUUUGAAGGCAAGAGAGAAGCUGAAGAGGGGAGGUUUCACCCAACAACCAGGACUCUAUUGCAGUGAUCAACAUGUUGAUGGCCUGUUCGUGUGCUGAUAUCAUCUGGUGCAGAGAAACAAUAAUGUGUUGUGCAUGGUGUGCUCGUGUAAUACUAUGUUUGGACAAUCAAUGUAGCUCAAGGAAUAUUUACUUCAACUAUGAUUUCAAUAAUCAUUCAUGAUAUCUGAUACAAACUAAUUCAGAUUCAGACUGGACUAUAUGUGAUACAACCUAGCUAUCUAGUAUUUCACUUUU
This is a messenger RNA of Cajanus cajan (pigeon pea), 1543 nucleotides long. Its product is annotated as metacaspase-5. NCBI's taxonomy places the organism in Eukaryota, Viridiplantae, Streptophyta, Magnoliopsida, Fabales, Fabaceae. Gene Ontology annotation, biological process: proteolysis. Gene Ontology annotation, cellular component: cytoplasm. Gene Ontology annotation, molecular function: cysteine-type endopeptidase activity. The record is from RefSeq and is a predicted model, not a curated record.